This is a messenger RNA of Lolium rigidum, 507 nucleotides long. RefSeq lists its product as uncharacterized. The record is from RefSeq and is a predicted model, not a curated record. The transcript has 5 exons. The coding region runs from base 16 to 507 and encodes 163 amino acids. NCBI's taxonomy places the organism in Eukaryota, Viridiplantae, Streptophyta, Magnoliopsida, Poales, Poaceae.
CAAGAAAGAGCAAAUAUGAACUUUUUCCAUAAUCAGACGGCACAUCUGUACCAAAAAUCCUAUGGAGAAUUCAUGAAUGAUAGGGUUCCUAUAUGCUCGAUGACAGAUCUACACAGAGAGGCAUAUGGCAAUUCCAUGAAUGACCAGGUUCCUUUGAGCUCGAAGCACCUUCUGACCAAGAUCAAGGCUUUGUAUGCUAACACUCAAAAUCAUCAUGGUGGAGAAGGCACAAGUUCUAGAAAUCUGCAUCUUCAAACAAGUCAUAUGCUCCUUCAAGAUAUAAAGGGAGUAUACGAGUGUCAGCCAACCUCCCGUUUGGUGACAUUGUUUGAUAACUUGAGCUUCAGAGAGAGGCAUGAUAAUCCAAUCAUGCAGCAGCUAUCUGACGUUCCACGUGAUGAGAGAACUUUGUUUGUAACAUUUUCCAAUGGCUACCCACUGACCAAAGAUGAACUGCACGAUUUUUUCAUGAGGAAAUAUAAUUUGUAUGCUCGUGUGCAGCAUUAA